UCGAACAACAAAGCUCAUACAUUAUUUGUUUUCUCUCAGUCUGCAUAUGUCUUUAGUUCAAUCAAUAACAAGUCGAUCGUUGAAUAACUAUUAAAAGUGCAUUUACACUGACAUGAGUUUGAUCCAAAAAAAUACUUCGAAUAUUUUGGUUUUCUACGUCAAUGGAAAAAAAGUAGAAGAUCAUAAUGUAGACCCGGAAUGGACGCUACUGCAGUAUUUGAGAUUUAAGCUGCGUUUAUGUGGUACAAAGUUAGGAUGUGGUGAAGGAGGAUGUGGAGCUUGUACAGUGAUGGUCACAAGAUUUGACAGAACAAAAAAUACGGAAAUCCAUAUACCUGUAAAUGCAUGUUUAGCUCCAGUAUGCUCUAUGCAUGGUCUAGCCGUCACUACAGUAGAAGGAAUUGGCUCUACCAGAACAAGAUUACACCCUGUACAAGAAAGAAUAGCCAAGGCACACGGAUCGCAAUGUGGAUUCUGCACUCCGGGUUUUGUGAUGUCGAUGUACACCCUGCUCAGACAAACCAAGAACCCAAAUUUGGAAGACUUGGAAGAAGCGUUUCAGGGUAACUUGUGUCGGUGUACAGGGUACAGACCUAUUUUGGAAGGGUUCAAAACAUUUGUUGAACCAUGGGAAUCAAAAAGAAAUGGUUCCAUCAUCAAUGGGAAUGGUAAUGGAGUUUGUGGGCUUGGUAAUAAAUGCUGUAAAAUGAAUGGCAACGUUGAAAAGGAUGAUACUGAAAAUACUAAGAAAGAACGACUAUACCAUGCAGAAAAAUUUACACCCCUUCACCCAUCUCAGGAACCCAUUUUCCCUCCAGAAUUAAAACUUAGUGAUGAUUAUGAUCAACAGUAUUUGAUAAUCAAAGGUCCAAAUGUAACUUGGUAUCGACCCACAAAUCUUCAGCAACUCUUAGAUCUGAAAUUUGAACAUCCAGACGCCAAGAUCAUCGUGGGCAAUACUGAAGUCGGUGUUGAAGUUAAAUUUAAGAAGAUGUCUUAUCCUGUGUUGAUUAAUCCUAGUUUCGUUGAUGACCUGAAUGUUUUACAAGAAACAGAUUAUGGUGUAAGAAUUGGCGCAUCAGUAACAUUGACAGAAACAAGGCAGUUCUUGAAGGAACAAAUUAGGAAACAUACUGAAGAAAAAACUCGGAUAUUCAAAGCAAUAGUCGAUAUGCUGUUUUGGUUUGCUGGAAAACAAAUUAGAAGUGUUGGGGCUAUAGGAGGGAAUAUAAUGACUGGAAGUCCGAUAUCAGAUAUGCUACCUUUACUUAUGGCUACCAGAGUUGAAUUGGAGGUUAAUCACAAAAUGACGGGUCCAAAAAUGGUUGUUCUGGAUCAGAAUUUCUUUACAGGAUACAGAAAAACUAUUAUUUCCCCUGACGAAGUCCUCCAAGCCAUCCGUAUACCAUUCUCAACAGAAAAUCAGUAUUUUAAAGCUUACAAACAAGCUAGAAGAAGAGAAGACGACAUAGCUAUAGUCAAUGCUGCCAUUAAUGUUAUUUUUGAAAGAAACUCCAGUAUUAUUUCCGAUAUUCGCAUGGCAUUUGGGGGAAUGAGUUUCAAGACAGUCACAGCUCCAAGAACCGAGAGAAAUCUUAAAGGUAAAUCUUGGUGUAAGUCAACUUUAGAGCAAGCUUAUUCGGAUUUAUUGCAAGACUUGCCUCUGGAUCCUUCAGCGCCUGGUGGAAUGAUACAAUACAGAAAGUCCUUGGCUUUGAGUCUCUUUAAAAAAGCUUUCCUAUCUAUUUGUAAGGAUCUACUUAAGAAGUCUAUUAAAACGGAUUUGGAACUACAAGAAUUUGAUGCUGCAGAUGAACUUAGCCAUGUUGAGCAAAAAAGUUCACAGUAUUUUACUUUAGUACCUGAAAAAGAAGGAGGUUUUGAUACUGUUCACAGACCAGUAGUUCAUAUGUCGGCGUUUAAGCAGGCAUCAGGGGAGGCAGUAUAUUGCGACGACAUGCCGUUUUUCGAAAACGAAUUGAGUCUAGCCUUCGUGACCAGCACAAGACCGCAUGCUAAAAUCCUUUCCAUAGACCGAUCGAAGGCUUUGAAGGUGCAGGGAGUCUGUGGUUUCGUCAGUGCCGAAGAUAUUAGACCCGGAGGCAAUGUCUGGGGCUGCAUCGUACACGAUGAAAAAGUAUAUUACAGUGACGAGGUCACUAGUCAGGGACAAAUUAUCGGAGCUGUAGUUGCUGAAACCCAGGCCAUAGCCAAAAAAGCCGCCCAACUAGUCAAAGUAGAAUACGAAGACUUGAGUCCUGUUAUAAUAACCAUAGAAGAAGCCAUAGAACAUAAGUCGUUUUUUGGGGAUCCACAUAGAAUAAUUGAACACGGAAGCAACCUAGACGAGGUUUUUAAGAAUGCUCCUCACGUUUUGGAAGGAAGAUGUAGAAUUGGAGGUCAGGAACAUUUUUAUUUUGAGACUCAGGGUUUGAUAGCAGUGCCUAGAGGUGAAGAUGACGAGAUGGUUAUCUAUUCUUCAACGCAGAAUCCGUCAGAGAUUCAGCAAUUAGUAGCUGAAGUCUUAGGCAUUCACCAGAACAAAAUCACUUGUGAAGUCAAACGUUUAGGCGGAGGUUUCGGUGGUAAAGAAACCAAAGCAGCGGCCACUGCAGUGUCAGUGGCCGUAGCUGCCAAGAAGUUCAACCGACCAAUCAGGUGCAUGCUGGACAGGGACGAAGAUAUGUUGAUUACGGGAGGGAGACAUCCUGCUCUGAUGAAAUACAGGGUAGCAUUUGACAAGAGAGGAAAGAUAUUGGGUUGUGAGGCGGAGAUAUACGUCAAUGGAGGGUAUUCACUGGAUUUAUCCAGAGGCGUCUGUGAAAGAGCCAUGACCCACUUUGAAAAUUCCUACCACUUCCCAGUUUGCAAAGUAACCGGUUGGAUCUGUAAGACAAAUAUUCCCUCCAACACAGCUUUUAGAGGGUUCGGAGGACCUCAAGGAAUGUUUUUAGCCGAAUCUAUGGUUCAACAAAUAGCGGAGUAUCUUGAAGUGGACAGAGAAACAGUGAGCGAAAUAAACUUGUACUCCACUGGUCAUUUGACGCCUUUCAACCAAACUUUGGAGAACUGUACCGCGGACAAAUGUUGGAAAGAGUGCGAGAAAAUGUCGGAAUUCUUUAGACGAAAGGAACUUGUAGAAAAAUUUAACAGGCAACAUAGAUAUAAAAAACGAGGUAUUUGUAUGCUGCCAACGAAAUUUGGAAUAGCGUUUGGAGCGACGUUUUUGAACAAAGCCGGUGCUUUGGUUAAUGUUUACGUAGACGGUUCUGUGUUAGUACACCAUGCAGGUAUAGAAAUGGGACAAGGUCUAAUCACAAAAAUGAUCCAAGUUGCAAGCAAGGCACUGGAAAUACCAAUUGAAAAAAUUCACACCAGAGGCUACAGUUCUGAUAUCAUACCUAACACAAGUCCCACUGCUGCCAGUACAGGCAGUGAUUUGAAUGGAAUGGCUGUUCUGAUUGCUUGUAAUAAAAUUAAAGAACGUCUUGGACCAUACAAGAAGCAAAAUCCUAAUGGAAAAUGGGAAGAGUGGGUUAUCACCGCAUACCGUGACAGGGUAAAUCUCUCAGCCGAGGGUUUCUACAUAACACCGGACAUUGGUCAUGAUUGGGACACAAACCAAGGCAACCUCUACAACUACUUCACUUACGGAGCAGCUUGCAGUGAAGUAGAAAUUGACACUUUGACAGGCGACCACAAGGUGCUGCGUUGUGAUAUUGUCAUGGAUUUAGGAGAAAGCCUGAACCCAGCUAUCGAUGUAGGGCAAAUCGAGGGUGCCUUCAUGCAAGGCUAUGGUCUGUUUGUUCUAGAGGAGUUAGUUUACUCCCCUGAAGGUACAUUGUUUACUAGAGGACCAGGGACAUAUAAACUACCCGGUAUGGGAGACAUUCCUAGCGAGUUUAAUGUGUCUUUGUUGAAAGGAACGUCCAAUCCUCGAGCAGUAUAUUCUUCGAAGGCUGUGGGCGAACCCCCGUUAUUUUUAGCUUCAUCCAUACUUUUCGCGAUUAAAAAAGCGAUUAUAUCGGCCAGAAUGGAUAACAAUGCAAAGGGUUUCUUUGAAUUGGACGCGCCCGCAACAUCUGCCAAAAUACGAAUGGCUUGUACAGAUAACAUAACGGCUAAGCUCGAAGAUCCCGAACCUGGAACGUUCAAGCCUUGGAAUGUAAUCGUGUAAAAUAACAGAAAAAAAUAUAUAAACAGUAUUUUGUAUUUUAUUUAAGUUGGUUUAUAUCUGGAGAAUAAAUAGUAUCUAUAAAGGAAAGUAACCAAAUAUGGA
Molecule: messenger RNA, 4279 nt
Organism: Sitophilus oryzae (rice weevil)
Lineage: Eukaryota; Metazoa; Arthropoda; Insecta; Coleoptera; Curculionidae
Gene: ry
Product: xanthine dehydrogenase
Exons: 22
Coding region: 113-4177 (1354 amino acids)
Molecular function (GO): iron ion binding; molybdopterin cofactor binding; xanthine dehydrogenase activity
Source: RefSeq, a predicted model, not a curated record